AGGGAACUACAAAAAUUUUGAUGACGAAAAUCCCAUAUUUUCAAGAAGUUGUGAUAAUGUCAUUUGAAUGUCCACAUUGUGGAAACAAAAACAAUGAAAUUAAAUCUGCCGGCCCUGUACAGUCACAAGGACAUAGAAUCGAACUAAAAGUUACAAAAAAGGUAAGAAUUCUGUGAAAUAUCCACCUUUGCAUGCAAAUAAUUACUAAAAAACUUUAUUAUAAUGAGUAAAAUUGCAAAGUUUGGUUGCGAAAUGUUGUACAAUGAUGAUGUAGCCCUGUGAAGUUCGCAAAUUUUGUACAUAUUUGCAUUAUGCGCUGGAAAAAUAACCAUUUUAGACAUUGUACAUGCAACUCAGGUUUGUAAUUUUUUUUUGGUGUUUUUUUAAAUUAAUAUUUAUUUUCAGGAAGCUUUCUCACAAAGUGAUUUUCAGAAAGGUCCUGAACUAAAUAAAGAAAUUUACAAGGAAGACAUGCAUAUACUACAUAACUAUGAAAAAUAUUAAAAAAUUAUACGGGGGAAAGUUAAAAGAUUGCUAAAAAAGUUUCUCCUAACAGGCCUUAAAAUAUCUUUUACAGGGCCGUCUGACAAAAUGUCCGAUGACUUUGAGUUUGGGUCGGACAUAUGUCGGUAUGAUGAUGUCCGAUGACCUUCAGUUCAGUUUGGCUAUGAAAUAAGUCUGAAGUGAAUGACGCAAAUUAAUAUCAGCACAAUGUAGUGAAGUGAACUGUUGUGAAGAUAAUAUUAAAUAAAUUUGCUUGCCAAUAAUAGCAGUACGACUUGUCUUCGACAACUUAACCCCGUUUUCCACUUCACCAUUUCGCUCGCCGCCCCGGGCUCGGUGACAUUAUUAAAAACAUUUCCGGUUCAUUUUUAUACAAUACUCCAAUACUCCAUUAUAACAUACGAGCCUCUAGUCCUAGACUAGGAUACAUUUUGAUUUACAUGCGUGGAGAAAGCGGCGGACAAAGCUACAGCUCGGUCGGACACCAAUACACUCGGGUCGGACAAACAAUAAAUCUCAGUUUAACUUAGGUCGGCGCGGACAGAAUGUCCGGUGGUUCCCUCUCUACGUCUGACAAUUUGACGAAUGAGUCGGACAAUGUCCGUGACCGACCGAUAUUUUAAGGCCUGAGGGCCUAAAUGUAGAAAUUAAAAUUAAUACUACUAGAGAGUUUUAUCUUUCUGUCCAAGUUGUUCCAGUCUGUUAUGGCCUGAUAAAUAAAGCGAGUCUUUGCUUUCCCCAAUUCCUUGACACUUUAGGUGGCCUUAAAUUGUCCUUAUAUCGCGUAUUGUAAGUUCAAAUCCAUGUGAGGUAUGAUUAUUUAGACACUUAAAAACAAAUAAGCAUCUAUGAUACCAAGGCAUGAGAAAGUCCGCCAGCAUGGCAGCAUAUCUGCCAGGAAAUUUUUUUAAUCUCACAGGAAAUUUUUAAGGAAAAGCAAGAUAUCAAGAAUGAAGGCUCGAGAAAUUUCAAAAAUCAGCAUUAAAGUGACAAACAUCACAAUUAGCAUAAAUACAACAAUCAUAACAUAAAAAUUGGUGUCAUGUGUCAGUGCUACAACUGUCUGUUAUCAUGAUUCAUGAUUAUGAUACAUGUCGAAAACAAGGGCGUACUAGUAUUAUUGAAUAGUGCAUGAAAACCGAUAUAAAUUCAGAUUUACAAUCUGAAAACAGAAUUAAAAUAUUGUUUCAUAGAAUUCCUUCAUGUUCCUAAUUCUAGUAAACUCUUAUAUUUUUCUUAAUAUCGAGGUAGCAUAUGACUUAUUAAGGUUGUAUAUUCGACGCUGUUAUUGAAUUACAACCAAAAUUCAUAUUUAUAAAAAAAAUUGGCAGGAAAUUUUAGGUCUGGGAAGCCUGCUGCCAGGAAGAAAAAUAUUUUAUCAAGGCUUGUAUGAUACAAAUUACAUUGUUCAAGAGUACUGGUCCAGCCUAAAGUGUUUAACGCGUCUGUUGCCGAUCAAAAAAGUCAGCUUUGUUCUGGAGUAUCUGAAGAUUGUUCAAUAGCACUGUAUUAUUUUUGUCUCCCCAUAUAACAUCCGCAUAGUCAAAGAUUGGCAGUACGGGACUGUUAUAAAAAAGGUUCGUGCAUUAAAUGGUAGCAGGUGUUUAAUCCUACGAAAUAGACCUAGGCGUUGAUUGACUUUAGCAGAAAUGCAAUAUAUAUGUUCUGACCAGGUGAAGUUGGCUGUGAUGAUGACUCCUAAGUACUUGAAAUUGCUGCAUGGCGUUGGAGACUUCAGUAUUGUUGACAGAGACAGCUUGUCAUCUAAGAUAUAUUACAUAACUUCCUAUCACUGCCUAUAAUCAUUGAUCGAGUUUUAUUUAAAUUCAGUGUCAGCUUAUUCUCAUUCAAUCAAAUCGCUAACUUAAGUAAAGCUUCAUUAAAGAUUUCUUUCAAGAUCAUUGACAUCUGAGGCGUACACUGGGAAAAAAAGUGGCAUCGAUACUACGAAAUUUACAAUUGCACCACUAAAUCCACAUACUAUUUCCAUACUAUAUCCAUACUAUGGAAAUAUACAAUUAUUAUGGAUAACCAAAAUCCAUUUUAUUUCCAAUAAAGGUCCAUACAAUUUCCAUUGUAUGAACUUCUAUGGAUUUUCAAACUUUUUUCCAUUUGUAGCAAUAUAAGACUGUGUCGUCGGCAUACAAGGAAACAUUGCCUUUUUUGGUAAUACUGGGCAGAUCGUUUAUGUACACGAGAAAGAGAAGUGGGCCCAAAAUGCUCCCUUGGGAUACUCCAAAAGUGACAGGAAGAGCGUCCGACAAUUCACUUCCACAAGACAUUUGUUGCAUCCGAUUGCUCAGGUAGGACUCAAACCAACCUACGGUGCUAGAUGACACACCCGUCGCUUUAAGUUUGUGGAGUAAGAUGCUGUGGUCCACUGUCCACCUUCGACAAAUCUAGAAAUACAGCUCCACAAAGCCUUCCGCAUUCCAUGUUGCUCAGAGUUUCAUCCGCAAAGUUGGUCAGGGCAGUGAUGAUUGAAUACCUUUGUCGAAAUCCAAACUGCUUGCUUGUGAGCAAGUUGUUAGUAAUUAGGUGGCUAUACAAUUGCGAGUGAACGGUUCUCUCCUAAGAUCUUACUUAGAGACUAGAGUAGGCAAGAUCGAGAUAGGACGAUAGUUUGUACGAUUGGAACGUUCACCUGAUUUAAAUGUAAGGGCCGUGACCGGUGCAUUUCCAAAUCUUUGGGAAAUGGUUGCUCUUAUUGAUGGAAAGAUUAAGCAAUCUUGUGACAGACUUGCUGAUUGAACAGAGUCUUGCGCUUAUUUUGUCCAAACCGAUAGCUUUGUUGGUCUGGAGUUGCGCAAAGACAUAGGAUUCUAUACUUGUACUUCUUCUUCGAGCUCAAACAUUGUUUCCGGGACAUGAGUGGGACUUGCCGUAAACGUUUGUGAGACAGUUGUAAACUUUGCAGCUAAGGAUUUUCCGACUGAGGCGAAGUAAGUGUUAAGGGCAGUGGCAAUAGAUUUGGAGUCUGGGUGUUUUACUCCAUCAGUGACAAUGUACUGCGGGGUAGAGCUUUUGUUAUCGCGUAACGAAAGUUCGUUAACCGAACGUUAACCAAAUCCUGCUGGAGUCACCUUUACUUUGUUCAAUUAGCUCGCAGUAGUAUUUGGACACAGUAGUAUUUGGACCGAUUUAACUUCUUUAUUAACAAAGUUUCUCAAUUUUUUAUACAUAUUCCAAUGAUAGGUCUUGUUGGACUUUACAGCUUUGCGAUGAUGGUAGUCGCGAUCUUGCUUUGCUUCGCUAAUCUUACUGUUCAUCCAUGGUACUUGUGUGCCUUUUACACGACGACGUUUGACAGGUACAUGGGCAUCGGCGAUGUCACUGGUAACUUUUUUAGUUUCACAAUGAAAGAGCACAAUAUUUUGUCUCAAAUCUGAGUGUUUUAUAUAACUGUUUUUAAUGUAAGGUAGUAAGGUAAUAUUCUUGUUCAAACGCGUGCAAGAUAAAGUGUUAUAUAAUAACUACAGUAAAACACGCAUUUGAUUGUUCAAUACCCGUGCAGGAUCUGAGGAUCAGACAAUUUGUCUUCGGGCGGGCUCUUUAAAAUGUCGGAUAAUGAAAACAUUCUAACGUGUGAAGCUAACACUAUAAUAAACGAGAGACAAGUUAACAAAAACGUUAAUAAAGUUAUAAUAAAGUUAACCGUUUAAAUAACGUUUAAAUAAAGUUAAAGUUUCAAUAAAGCUAACCAUUCUUUCACUGUAGUUAUUUUAUAAAACAAUUACCAAAUUGUUUUCCAUGCAGGCUCGUGUUUUUUUACGCUUUCUGAAAGUCUCGCAUCAUCCCGCGUGCAUGGAUCAGGCUGUCCUUCCUAGAAAACCAUUUGGUGUUCCUUUAAGCUAUAUUUAUUUCACGCUGUAUCUAACAUGUGUUGCACUGAAAUUUCUAAUUAUGUAAUAAGAAAAGUUUCUACAAUCUACAGUGAGUGCACUUCUCAAAUUUUGUACUUUUUCCUUUUAAAGGAUCUGGACAGACAAAUCGUUAAAACAGAAUCUGCAUCAGUGAAACUUCCCGAGUUGGAUUUCGAGAUUCCAGCUUUCUCACAAAAAGGAGGUUUGUAAGUUACUCACUGGUUUCUUCCCACCAUUAUCACGCCUGCAAGUCUGGUGUUUAUCUUUUAAUGGCAUUCCUGGGAUUUCCCCCCAAAUGUUUGCGUCCGUCCUAUACUACACUUUGUGACCAUAUGGGGGAUAGGAAAGCAAGGACAAUCUUGUCUUGACACUAAACUAUUCUAAAACCUCGUUUACUCUACUCUCAAAUUUUAAUCUGUACCAAAUUUAACACUACUUAUUUGCAAAGGCCGAACACUGGUAAAUUUGGUACGAGUACCAGUUUUACGGUACCUGUGCCAUACCAGAAUAUGCGAGUAGUGUAAACGGGGCUAACGAAUUAAUUUAAUAUUAUUUCCAAUUAUAACAACAAAGGCUUUACAAUUGACAGAUCUGUAGGACAGGUAGCAACAGAUAUAUGAAUUCUAUUAUUUCGCAAGGUAGCUACUGUAUCCAGUACCCUACAGAACUCUCGCUUUCCGAUUUACUAAGCUUCGACUUCGAUUGACUUGCAAUAUCUUUGACACUGAUCUCAUAGAUCAUAACCGUCCGUACCUUCAAAGAAUAACGUGCUUUGUUUGCCUAGUCACCAGAUGAAACUAGUUUCGGUGUUUGUAUACUUGUAAAUUUCUUCGCUUUGCCUUGAGGUGACGACCGAUACCACUCAAGACAAAAAAUAUCGGAUGUUACAUGUUUUAAUAAUACCAAAUCUCCUCUCCACUUAAGCCUCUUGCGAUCGUAAAUAAAAUUGGAGAGUUAUUCUGCUUUUCGUUUGUUGGAUUGUUCAAGCAAUUGGAAAUACACCCUUUCGAUAAUUACGUCAUUUGGCCUGGGAGCCUCGCUCUCGUGAAUCGUGAGCCAAUCACCUUGCGUAAUUCACUAAUGAGAGGCUCCAAGACCAAAAAGUAUGUGUGACGUAAUGGCCCAUUUGCAUUAUAGACUAAAUUUUGAUCUAGACAAAAACUUCAUCACAACUUGAAAGAGCAUCACAAAAUUAGUAAUAUUCCAAAGUUUCGUGGCGAAAUGUUGUAAAAUGUGGAUAAUAUAGCCUUGCGAAGUUUGCCGUUUUUCAGUCAUUUUGUAUUACGCACGGGAAAUUGACAGCCUAAUCGGGUGUUGGGGCAUCAUUUUCCCGUUUGUAAUACAAAAUGACUGAAAAUUGCAAAUUUCGCAAGGCUAUACUAUCCGCAUUUUACAACAUUUCGUAACGAAACUUUGGAAUAUUACUAAUUUUGUGAUGCUCGUUCAAGCUGUGAUGAAAUUUUUGUCUAGACUUGUUUAGAUCAAGAUUUGGUCUACAGGGUGUAUCAAAAUAAACGCAAUUCAUCUUUUGUGCUUAAUAAUUUUCGAAAUACUAUUUCUAGUUAAACGCUUUUAGGCUUACUUCAAAGCCAGCUCUUUUCUCUUUCAAACAAACUAUUAUCCUUGUCUCCAAUGCUAGUAAUAAUUGCACAGGAAAAGAUUUAGUAAAACCUAUCAUUUUUAGUUGCUGUUUAAUUAUGCAAGUUUACUAUGUUAUUGUUUAGUCGGUUUAAAUGUUAGAAUUUUCUUCUUUAAACUUUAAUGUUGUCGUCACUACAUCUGGAAAACCACGUAAGAACAAAUUAAAAGUAUUUUAAAAGAGACCAGGUUGUUUGAAAAUCCUAAACGAAUUCUAAAAAUCGUCAAAACAUUCUGGUGUCUGAGCCAGAGUGUCAUCGAAUUGCGAUGUAAUGUAAACAAAAAUUAUAGCAAGUUGAUGUCAGUCAGCUUAGAUGGUCCAAGCCGAAAUUAUAUCGCAUUUGAAGUUUCAAACUGAGUUAAAAAUAGUGGAAGAAAAGCCGUAAUUAUACUUAUUGUUACAAUCCAUUUAAUAAAAUGCAACAUUCUUUUGUUUUAAUGAAAAAAUCAGUUAUUUUCAUGAGAACGAUUUGUUAUUCCAUCUCAAUUUUUUUGAUCUCCAAUCGCAAUAACGUAAAGUAUUAUUACCCGCGAACCAAUGAGUCAAAUUUAAGAAACAACCCACUGUUAGAAAGCGGAAUGGCUACGCUUUAAAAUGAAUGUAAACUUUAACAUUUUCGUCUAUUAUUUAGUUAGCAAUUUACAUUUCAGUCGAGGAUUGCGCUUUUUUUGAUACACCCUGUAUAAUGCAAAUGGUCCAUUAUAGGGUGUAUUAGACCACCAUUUUGACGGUGAUAUUGAACACUUGGAAUGACAGAUCGAUACCCCGUCGUGUUUGAUUCCGGUUACUCUACAGUAUGCAUGUCUAUGGCUUUGUAACAAGAAGUCAAGAUCUUUGUACAAAACCAGUAAUGUCCACACUCAUGUUCAACUCUAUUAAUUUUCUUGUAAUAUUUCACUCUUACGUACCAGAACUUAGCACAAUUGAAGGAAUCCUGGACCGAGCUAUUUCAUCUUUAGAACAAGGCCAGCCACUACGCAAGGUAAGACAAUUAAUGUUUUGAAAAUCAAGCCAAAAUUAAGGUAUAACAAUACAAGUUGUUUGUGUGAUGUUACUCUGAGUGUAUAUCCACACCGGGCAGGCUUGAAAAAUAUGCCUGUCCACGGUGGGAUUCGAACCUACGACCUUUGGAAUACUAGCCCAAUGCUCUGCCCAACUGAGCUAUGAGGUCAGGUCGGUUCGUGUAUGCGAUAUUUCGGAACUGAGUCUAGUUCCUUUGAUAUCAGUGUAAUCAAAUAAUCAUGAAAUUUGCUGUGUUGAAUAAGAUGUGAAUAAGAUGUUUGUGAAUAAGAUGUUUGUGUGAUGUUACUCUGAGUGUAUAUAUCCAACGAACCGACCUGACCGCGUAGCUCAGUUGGCAGAGCAUUGGGCUAGUAUUCCAAAUGUCGUAGGUUCGAAUCCUACCGUGGCGAGGCAUAUUUUUCAAGCCUGCCCGGUGUGGAUAUACACUCAGAGUAACAUCACACAAACAUCUUAUUCACCUGAGUACAUUACACCAAUACAGCAAAUUUCACAAUACAAGUAUUAAAAGUAUAAUUGCCCCAAGGACGGAUUUUCUGGGGGUGGGGGGUUAUUGCCCUAAACAAAUUAAAGAAUUCGCUAAAUGUGUUCGGGACCCUCUUUAAGAUAUAAUUUUGGUGAUGCCAAUGUAAGCUGUAUAUGAGAAAAUAUUGGCUCUCUGGCAGGAAUCGAACCUGGGCCCUGCGAUUUUUGUACAGCGCUCUAACCAAUAAUACAUUUUUGAACAUUUCAAUUCAGGCUGUAGAUCCUGAGCAGGCCGAGAAAGUUGGUCAAUUCGUAGACAAACUAAAGACGUACCGAAGUGGCGAUAAUCCAUUUACAAUCGUUCUUGAUGAUAUCUCUGGUAACAGCUUUGUGGAGAAUCCUCACGCGCCAAAUAAUGAUGAAGCUAUGACAAUUACAAAAUACGAUAGAACGAAGGAACAAAAUCAAGCCUUGGGAUUUGAAGAAAGUGAUGGUAAUUAUUUCCAAAAAAAGUUCUCUGGCUUUAAUUAUUUAUCUCCAAGCCUGUAA
Messenger RNA from Paramuricea clavata, 8040 nucleotides. The record is from the annotation of a GenBank genome assembly. Lineage: Eukaryota; Metazoa; Cnidaria; Anthozoa; Malacalcyonacea; Plexauridae.